Molecule: messenger RNA, 600 nt
Organism: Xylaria bambusicola
Lineage: Eukaryota; Fungi; Ascomycota; Sordariomycetes; Xylariales; Xylariaceae
Exons: 1
Coding region: 1-600 (199 amino acids)
Source: RefSeq, a predicted model, not a curated record
AUGGGUUCUCAGCCCCGUGAAUCGCUCCCUGUGACAGGGUUGCCUAUGGAAUUGAUAGAACAGGUUGCCAACGAGAUCCUGACAACAAAAACAUUAGCUAACUUCACACGUACUUGUUCCACUGCCAAGAGAAUUGUUGAACGCAACCCUUUGCAGUUCUAUUUAACUGACAUACGCUUUCAAAAGCUAAGGAAAUCUGAUCCAGAGAUUCGGAGACAGUUCUCCCCUAUGAUCCCAAGUCUAGUACACGCAAUACAGCAUGAAAAUCUGGACAACUUCAAGAAAAUCCUUAAGUUAUAUCAGAAAAAGUUAUCGCGGAAAAUUAUUGACACUUGGCCCACCGAUGAGAAUGGAGGUGUCCUUUCACCCACUGCCUAUGAAGCGGUUUUAACUGCUGAGCGUUUCGAUAUAUUCGUUCAUAUGGCCACAGCCGGCUGUGGAUUCACGUACGAUGAGUAUACAAAGGUGGUAACUCAUCAAUUCUACUACAUGUUGAAAGACGGGUUAAGGGAGCGGCUAGUUGCGUUUAUGCUGAUACCGGACUAUUCUGCCUCACCCCCAACAGUGCAUCAUACGUGGUAUCAAUUGCCAAUACGAUAG